This is a messenger RNA of Varroa destructor (honeybee mite), 4014 nucleotides long. RefSeq lists its product as uncharacterized. The record is from RefSeq and is a predicted model, not a curated record. Lineage: Eukaryota; Metazoa; Arthropoda; Arachnida; Mesostigmata; Varroidae.
GUUAGCACACAAUGAGAGCAGACAGCAAACAUUCCUGCUGCUACGGGUGGAUCGUGUUAAGGCCACCAAAGGCCGCCACCAGGUGACUGGGAAUGUCAUUACAAUGCUAUUUCUUCGAUUUGGCGAUCCUCUGCCAUCAACUAUAAUCGGCAGCGAUUCCGCUUAGCCUAGGGGAGCGCUGUGAGCAGGACCUCUAGAAGUGGCUUCUGGUCAGAAGUGGAUGUGAUAACAACAAUACGUCAUUCAAGUAUCGAGUAUGCCAAAGUCACUAGUGACUCGCCGUAGCCGCCGUACUAACCAUUUUGAGAACUGCGUGUAUGACUUCGUGAGUUUGUAAAAUGAGUCUGUGUAUUUCAAGCUGAUCGAGGUGGCACGUUGUAGCUGUUGUUGGCGACUGUUGACGAACAAGUCGAGUAGGACGUGUUGUUAAAGUAGCAGCGCAACAUGCCCUUUAGCAGUCUGGAUGAAGUCGAGUUCGGCUGUGAGCCCCUGCCGUUGCCGCAGACCCAGUCAGCGACCGGGUGCGCACCUUCUCGAACAGGAACUCCGCAGCAGAUUCAACAACAAUAAUAGUAACUGCAACUCGAAAAGCAACAGUAGGGAAAGCCGCAACUACAACAACAACAACAACAACAGCCGUCCAACUCAGAGUGGCCAUACUCGUCAUGUCUUCAACGACUACGAACGCCAACAGUUCAGCAGCUGUUCGGACCACCGCUACAACAACCAGUUCAAUAGGUGCUUCUACUACGGCAACUCGCAGAGGGGGCCAUCCCUCCAGACAGAAAAGGUUCGGUCCUGCACCACUCGCGUCCUUUGAAGAUCUACCCACGGAUGAUCAGGACAGUUCGCCUGAAAACAACGAACCAGCCACUGCACGUUCACAGGCUUCUGAAGGCAGCACGCAAAGUUAUCAUCAAUACCAGCAACAAACAGUGAUACAGUCCUCGGCAGACAAUGGUGCUGCGGUCGAAAGUGGGCUGAACUGGAACUUACGUCUUGACCUGGGCAGUGCUCGCUCAGGACAUCAAUCUGGCAGUCGAGGGGACUCCGAAUUGUCCACACCGGUCGCUCCAGAUAGCGACAUCGUUUCACAGAUAACGAUCACUCCGACAGCAGACAGUCGAAACGUUUCGCCUCUGCAAGGGUUCCGAGCGGGGCUGGUCGUUACUGAUCCUCUAGCUACGGCCGAUUAUCAUUACUGCCAUAAUCCUACAACAGGAACAAAGUCCUCUCUAACGACGUCAGUAACUGAAGAAAGCUCCUACAGGGACGAGGAAGAAGAGGCAGCUGACGUUGUGGAUGGACCCGGCAAAAUACAAAAUUUUCCUCCAGUAAAGGAUGUCUUCAAGGUAACGAACGCAGAGGAAAGCGCCGAAAAGGAAGUGCACGAAAUGGACAACCGCUCCAGGCAUACGCCCGAGGGACAGCCUCCUUUCCAAGAAAUUAUGGCGGAUCAAGUGGCUGUUACUCAUGCAAUGAUCCACGAGAAAAACUGUCAGAUACGCUUACCCCACGAGGACAGCUCGAUUGACCAGAGUGAAGGUAGUGGGUUUCCUGGGCAGAAAUUUUCGGGCGCUACAAUAACAGCCAGUAUGGCGUCGGAUACAGCCAUUACAUCGGAAGCGAUACUUGAAUCGCUUUUAAAGUUUGAAGAAGAAAGAAUUCCGUUAUCUGCCCGACUUGAAAGAUCAUGCCAGUCGAUCGCGGAUAUACCGAGCGCAUCGCAUUCUCGAAAGAAUUCGUCUUCAGUACCUCAACGACAGCAAACACAACAAGAUCAACCUAUUAGCAGUCUCGCUGAAGCAGGUGAUGCACCGUUUGAUACCUCACCCACCUGCAAGGACAGAUCGCAGCCUGAAGGCAGUCAACUGUUGCCGGCAGGAUCAACCGCUCGGACGAACAAUGGUGUUUCCGAUCGGGAAUCGGACACAGAUUACGCCCCUGAACGUAUUGGAUCGCCCGACGCCGACGACGAUGGUUUGGCCGACCUGUCUUCGCCUGCCGGAGCAAGCGCCACGCGUCGGCGAAGACGCAAACUUCGCCCUCAGACAAGUGACGAUCGCUUCGAGAGUCUGCGUUUGCUACCGGCCCAAGAUUCGGUUGAUGUAGAAGACGACGAUGAUUACGAACUACAGCUAUUGAGCCUACAUUCAUGUGGACCGGAAGUUCAAAUAGACGAAGCACCUACCGAAAAAAUCGAAGAUGAGAACGCAAAAAGCAGGAGAGAUGACAACAUCGCCAUUGUUGCCGCACCGCGUACCCCACAAAAACAGACGGUUGCACCGUCACACCAGCGUCAACAGCUUGUCACGAUUCCGCUCGAGCGGCCGCGAUCGACGACACCCAUUAAUGUUGCGCCACUAGAAGCGUACAUUCAACAACAACAACAACAACAACCAACUGGAGAAAUGCCGAAGAGUGGAGCCAGCCAAGGCUACCCAUCAUCGGGGGCGAGUGGAGUGAGAUCUCCUGAUAGGUUGAAGCUCACUUUGCCCGGACAACAUGCUGGUGGUAACUUGGCGAAAAGUCCGCGAAAAGGCUCUCUACGAAAUUGGGAGGAGUUUUGCGAAGAGGCCCUACAGCACAGUCCUCGUACGCGUUCAAAAUCCGACGCCGCUGCCCUGGGUCAACGUUUCUUUCCGGACCCACUUGAGUUCUCGCCCGCAUCACCUCCCAGACCGCCAGAUACAACGGAAGACGAAAUCCAGAGUCCGUCAGACUACCAGGACCCGUUCAGGCGACGGUUAACCUGCUCGUGUAAAUGCCGCACAUGCGCGUGUCUCUGUGGAGGCUGUGACUGUGACUGCCAUUUCUACACACAGAAGGUUUUCGAAUCCCACCUAAACGACACAAUGAGUCAUAUCGUAGAAAUUAACGGAACUCCGGGGUCACCGCGUGAAGACGAGCAAAGCCUCUUGUCGCCUGAGGAGGCCGCAGUGCAAGGCGCGUGUCUCUGCGAGUGCCACACGUUACCAAGGGACACUUCGUGCCUUUUAACUGCCCCAUUAUUGGUCGCGCAAUCGUCACUCGAUUCAUGCUAACAACAACACCUUCUUUGUCCCCGUUUCCACCAUCCGCGAGAAUGAGCUUGUCAUCGGCUCACUGCCUGAUCCCUGGUCUUCGCAGCUGCCGCAGUGUAGUUCUUGUAGCUGCCCAAGGCUAGAAACGCCUAGAGCAAUUGUUGCUUACUCGAUGUUUAAUGUUGGACGUUCUAUUUAAGCGAACACAAAUGGUACCGCAACUGAUUGAGCGAGAAAAGCAAGAAUAAUUGGAAUAACAACUCAUACGAGGCAAUCGUCCAUUCAUAGCUUUUGAUAUUGACUAACUUAGUAAUCGGAAGAAUCCUUCCUUGUACCAUAGGAGGAGGGGCGCUUACCCUGCAGCGAGGGGCCGCAGAAGUAUGGUAGUACAACACAAAAUUUGGAAGGGCGCAAAAUCACAAAUAUAAAAAACCAAACGCCUAUAUGAGACGUAAAGCAUGACAACAAGUCGAUUAUUCCUAUUUUCAUGUCAAUAGAACAGUCGACGGGCGGCACUUAAAUGGAUUGUCCUUCAGCCUUCACCAUAGCAAACAUGCAUUCAGCGGUACGUGAGCAACCUGUCGCAGCAUUAUUACGAAGGAUUUCAAGUUGAUGGUGAAAGGACUAUCCGGUAGGGGCAAUUUCUACAAACCGCAUGCUCAUGUCCUUGAUAGCACCGUAUGCCGAUCUCAAUGUAGAGGGCGACAAGAGACAAUGAAGAAACGAAUAUGGAGGCUAGACAACGUCUCUAGUGUUUUUAUAUUUGAAUCGAUGUUGAAUAUACGUGAUGCAUCAAUGUUCAUAUGCUGAAGCAUAUGCCAAUUUGUACCCGUAAAAGGAAACCGAAACGCCGGAAGUUUUCAUUAAUACUGAUAUGGACAGCUUAUCUUCAACACGGUGCCGAGUGAUCCAACCUCGAGUUCAACGCAUUGCUAUGCGUCCUUGUAAUCGUUCAGAGUUCAAGAACGGCAAGCGUAGCUGAAUUUUAUGU